AUGUCCCAACCACUCCGCAUCGCAAUCCUCGAAUGCGAUACCCCCCUCCCAAACACCGACGCCAAAUACAACGGAUACGGCGGCGUAUUUACCACGCUCCUCGAGCGCGGAGCUAGCACUCUCACACCACCGCUCCCGGUGUCCUCUCUCCAAAUAAGUUCCUACGACGUUGUAACACUUCAGGAAUAUCCUAGCCCUUCAUCCAUUGACGCGAUAUUAAUCAGUGGAUCACGAUUUACAGCCUUUGAUUCCGAGCCGUGGAUAGUGAAAUUGGUCGAGUUUGUGAGAGGACUUUUGGAGCAGGGAAGAGUGAGGGUGGUAGGGAUUUGUUUUGGACAUCAGAUUGUGGGGAGGGCGAUGGGGGCGAAGGUUCAGAGGAAUGAGAAGGGAUGGGAACUUAGUGUUACUCCUGUAGAGUUGACGGGAAAGGGGAAGGAGAUAUUUGGUUUAGAGAGUUUGAAUAUAUUUCAAAUGCAUAAAGAUAUGGUGUAUGAAUAUCCCCAAGAGGUGGAACAAUUAGCAUAUACGGAGAAAUGUGCAACACAGGGAAUGUAUAUUAAAGGGAGAUUAAUGACGGUGCAAGGACAUCCCGAAUUUACAAAGGAAAUUGUGAGGGAAGUGUUGGAGGCAAGACAUGCUUCGGGUAUCUUUGACGAUGCUACUUUUGAGGAUGCAAUGAGUAGGGUUGAUAAGGUCCAUGAUGGUGUGAAAGUAUCUCAAGCUUUCUUGAAAUUCAUCAUGGAAGAUUAG
Sclerotinia sclerotiorum 1980 UF-70 is the source of this 750-nucleotide messenger RNA. RefSeq lists its product as hypothetical. The record is from RefSeq and is a predicted model, not a curated record. Lineage: Eukaryota; Fungi; Ascomycota; Leotiomycetes; Helotiales; Sclerotiniaceae. Gene Ontology annotation, cellular component: cytosol; nucleus. The transcript is spliced from 2 exons. Bases 1 to 750 code for a protein of 249 amino acids.